UCCCACACAUUUGCAGCAAGCAACUGAUGAUAUGUUAUUUUACGACUUUCUCGGCUGUUUAUUGAAAGGGCUGCUUUUCCCUGUAAGUCCUGCUUUCUUUCUUUAUGCUUUUUUUCUGGAUCGUUGCCUCAGUGUGUGAUGGAGGAUUGAUUCAGGACGGGGUGGAUGCCAUGUAAAACUUCACUCCCAGGACCAGUCAGUGCUCUGUUAACUAUCAGCGGUGGGAUUGGUUAGGUGCCCGGAAGGUCACGGAGGGCGUGGAGCUGAUGUAUGAGACGGCUUCAUGGGCCUGAAGGACCAUCUGGAGGAUGGGACAGGCCACAUCCUCAGCCUGGAGCUAGAUCUGGACUACCUCCAUGUGGAAGGUGCUGAGCGGCAGGGCGGCCUGAGCACUGCAACGAGUGCUGGAAAUACAGGAGUCUUGCAAGUCAGAGCCGGUGCCCCGCAUAACAGCAGUAACAGUAUUGGCAGUAGUGGCACUAGUUUUAGUACACAUUCAGGCUAUAGCAGCAGCAGUAGUUGCAGUAAUUUCUCUGAAGAGAGUGCCGUGUCCGACAGCGAAGAUGAACGACUCCAGAAUGGGACUGGGUCCGAAUCUCAAAGUUCUUAUCAAGAUCAGCCUCACCUACACCACCAAGAGUCCUCCCCAGUGUGUCAGCCAGUCAGGCUGGACCUGACACUAAACCGAUCCCUGGGAGACCCCACACAGCCAGAAACAUCACCUCCUACUGACCCCGUCACAGACUGCCGCACUAAGGUGGAGUUUGCUCUCAAACUAGGCUACUCUGAGGAGCUGGUGCUGAUGGUACUGAGGAAGCUGGGCACAGAUGCACUCAUUAAUGACAUCCUGGGAGAGCUGGUCAAACUGGGAACAAAGUCAGAGAUGGAGCAGCAAGGAGGUCCAACUGUCUCCCAGUCUCCCUCCACCUCUUUGUCAUCCUCUUCAGUCUGCUCUUCUUCCUCCUCCUUCAACGCCUCUCUGGAAUCUUGUCAGCUGCUCUGUCCAUCUCAGCUCCUGGAGGACAAAGAAAACCUUCGGCCUGUUGUGGUGGACGGAAGCAAUGUUGCUAUGAGUCAUGGAAAUAAGGAAGUCUUCUCCUGUCAAGGCAUCCAGCUGGCUGUAGAUUGGUUCCUGGAGCGAGGUCACCGUGAUAUCACUGUUUUUGUUCCUGCCUGGAGAAAGGAGCAGUCGCGACCUGAUGCUCUCAUCACAGACCAAGAGAUCCUUCGCCAGUUAGAGAAAGAGAAGAUCCUGGUCUUCACUCCAUCUCGGCGUGUGCAGGGGCGCCGCGUGGUUUGCUAUGAUGACCGCUUCAUUGUCAAACUGGCUUAUGAGUCGGAUGGCAUCAUUGUUUCUAACGACAACUACCGUGACCUAGCCAAUGAGAAGCCAGAGUGGAAGAAAUUCAUUGAUGAGCGUCUGCUGAUGUACUCCUUUGUAAAUGACAAAUUCAUGCCACCAGAUGACCCACUGGGACGCCAUGGACCCAGUCUGGAGAACUUCCUGCGGAAGAGGCCUGUUAUUCCUGAACACAGGAAACAGCCAUGUCCUUAUGGUAAGAAGUGCACAUAUGGCCAUAAGUGCAAGUUUUACCACCCGGAAAGGGGCAGCCAGCCCCAGCGUGCCGUGGCUGAUGAGCUCCGCGCCAGUGCCAAAAUUUCAUCAGUAGCCUCCAGAGGCCUGCUGGAAAGUGCCCUAAUAAUGAAGAGCCAAAGUUCUGGUCAAGGAAUGGCUGAGGGCGAGCCUGGUCAGGUCACUCCAAAGAAACGUCCAAACCCCAGCCCUCGAAGCUCUCUUACUGACCUCCUGGAGGAUAGGCUUCGGGUUCAGUCCAAAGUGGAAGGACGUAGGGGAAGCAACAGCAGCAGCAGUAGUAGCUAUAGCACCAGCUUUCUAGGACAUCCUGCUCCAGGGGGACCCCCUUCAUCAGGAAACCUGGACCGAUGGGAACACCCUGGGGGUAAUGGUGGAGGCAGUUUCAGGGUUGCUGGAGCCUCAGGACCAAGCCAGGCUGAUAUUUACCAUAGAUGCGAGUCUCCAGAGCUGGGCUACAGCUCACUUGUAAAGGCCUACUCAAGCCUCAGUCUGGUAGUGCCACAGAGUCCUGAAUGUUUUUUCCCAGCUGAUCUGCGAGCCGGAUCACUGCUGUCAGAUUGUAGCAGUGAAGGCAGUGUCAGCUCAGACUCUUUCUCCCCUGAUCCCUUGUUAGAUGAUGGCCCCAAGUGUCACCAUCACCACUACCAUCCUCAUCAUCAUCACUGCUCUGGCCAGUACACCCACCCUACAAGUCGUGUCCCACCUGGACUGGGCCAGCAUGCUCCCCAUAGCUAUCCUGUUUCUCAAGCACUGCAGAGACAGCAUGGUUUUGGCUUGGAAGACCCUUCAUCUUCUGUUACCUCUCAUGUAUCUCCACACCCUCUCAAACCCCCCCCAGCAUUCAUCACACCACACCUUCAGCAUCCACCACUGAGCAUUUUCCCCGGGGAAUUACCAGCUCGUCCACAAUGCCCACCCCAAACAUCCACUGCUCACUCCCACUCUCAGAGCUCCCCCCUUGGCUGCAAUUUGAUGGGCUCACUUUGGCAAGGAGGUGGGCUCCAGGACUCCAGAGUGUAUGAAGGGUCACCACUUAAUUCCAGAAGAAACUACUCUGGGCUAAACCAACAACCACAGCAUCAGAUAAAGUGGGACCCCCAUUACCAGCAGACCCAUAAGCCUUGCUAUGGUCUGUUUACCUUCCAGAGCCAUCCAGAAGUCCAUGAGAAGGAUCGGCACUCUCUUUGGGGCAGGCAAGCCCAUUCAUCACCCCAUGGCCUUCCAACAUCAAGUCUUCCACCACUCCCACAGCUGUCCCUUCCAUCCAUUACUUCCCACAAAAGCCACCUGCCCUCAGUGCACCAGCACCAGGAACCCCCUGCCUUGGGUCGAUACCAGGACCUUAGAGAGAGGAUGUUUGUUAACUUGUGUGGCAUCUUCCCUCCAGAUUUGGUGAGAAUGGUGAUGACCAGAAACCCCCACAUGAUGGAUGCUCAGGAGCUUGCAGCUGCAAUUUUGAUGGAGAAAUCACAGCACGGGUCUUGAAUGUAGCCAGAGGGUGAAGUUACAGCUUCAUCUUCACUGGGAUCACCUCUGCAGAAUCAUCCCCUGCAAUUACUUAAAUAUUAAAGUCAGUAACACAAACAAACCAGAAUCACAUGUUAUUAGGCUCCUUAAGCUGUUAAGCCUUAAGCUACUUAUUUCCACUGCAGGGAAAUUGUCUCAUUAAUGUUAAUGGUAUUUUUGUAAAGGGAAAUCCUAAAAUUGCCAUAUCUUUCUAUAAAUAGCUAUUUCAGCACUUAAGAUCAGGAAAGGUUGAGGUUUAAUAUGUAUUUCUAAACUUUUUUUGGUUAUAAGACACCAGGGUGCUGAGGGAGGCUUUUAAUGUGUGCCAAGGGUGACAGUGUUGUUCAUUUUAAAUUAAUUUAUUUGUUACAUUUUAAGUUAUUUACAUAUUUUAAAAUUAUUCUGUUUCUGGCACUUUUUGUUAUUGUUGUCUUAUUUCAGUUUUUUUUUUUUUUUUUUUUUUUUUUUGGCAAUCAUAUCAGGGUAAAAGUAUUGCUCAAAUUGGUACGUUCCAUCUGAGUGACAAUUUCCAGUCACUGAGAUGAAAUGGAGACUGAGAUGGAAUAUGUAAAAGAAUAUAGUCAAUCGUAAAACUUCACUGCCACAUUGUAGAUACAUUCCUGCUGUAUUUAAUGCUCAAAUUAGCUCAACGGACGGAUCAAGGGUUUCUUUCUAUUCUGACAGGUGGCAGAUCAGAUGUUGUGGUGACAUUUUGUGGAUUUCCCCUCACAGGGAAGUGAAACUCUGCGGCACCCACAAAAGAAGAUAGCAAAAACUCCACUUGAAAACCCCACGCUGUUGUUCACUGAAUUAGAGUUUAUUUCCUCUGGUACUGUAGCUCUGUCAGCUGACUUCACAGUUCAUCAACUUUCAAAACUUUUCCAAACCCACCCUCUGCUUUUAUUAUUAUUAUUUUUUUACAUUUUUAAACCAUAUAAAAUUUCUAAAUCAUAUCAAGGUGGCCACUGAGAGCAUGGUCACCAGAUGUUUAGAUGGUAUUAUGUCAGUUUUAAUUUAAAGUGUGUGUUAAUUUAUUACCUUUUAUGUGUGUGAAUAUCUGUGGUGCAUGAGACACAGGGUCUCUUUGUCAAUGGUGUCACCACUAGAGAGGACUUUGUUUCCUCACAGGUAUAAGUCUUGUACAAAUGUACCCAUUUGUUAAAUACACAGAGAUCCACAGCUUUGCGGUCUGGCAAAAGUUGGGAAACACCCUCUUAGCAUUAAAGUCUUCCCACAGAUGUUGCCAAACACUUAAUAUUAUGACAGUGGGAACAUCAAUAUAUAUAGUAUUUAGUACUACAAACAUUCCGUAUUGGCACUAAUAAUCUCAUUGGUUGAAUUAAAAUUCCAUGGUUGGGUAAAGAAAACACAUCAAGUAAAAAAAAAAAAAACUAAUCUAAUAUAGUAUUAUAAUUCAUUUCAAUAUCAGCAUUUUUAAAAACUACUUAGCUCUCUCAUUUUUGUCUGCCUUCUCCUUGAAAGUAUUUUAAAGCACUUUGAGCUGCAUUUGUUCGUAUGAAGUAAUAAUAUUGUUAUUUCUAUUAUUACCUCCACCAGUGGGAUUGUUGUAAUGUCUGAGGAAUUGUUUGUAAUGCUAAAACUCAUGCCUGGUUAGUCUGACAUCUAAUAGCCAGAUGACACCUCUCUUUGUCGAUACAAAUUGUAUCAUAUAAACUUUUUAAACAAGAUCAUUGUUUUAUAUGACAAUAUUUAAAACAAAAAAAUAUUUCGGGUUGAAUAUUUUGAGUAUUUGUGGCAAACUUUGUCACCUUUAGCCAUUAUUUAUGUGAGGGGGGGUUUUAUUCCCUUUUUUUCCAAGUGCAGGGAAAAGAAUGUCUCCAUUGCACUUUUUGGAAACAGUUAUUGCUUAUAUUGUCUGUGAACUGAAAGCAUGGUACUGUGUAGCUCAAAUAUUAUGAGGCCUCUGACACUGGUUUGGAUAGAGGUUGAGUCCACCCAAACACGCAUGUAACACUGACAGUUACCAAGGUUUAAGUGCUAUAUGUAAAGGUGUGGUUCUGGGACAUACUGAAACUUCUUAGCGUCAUACUCCACCUAAUAACAGCAUUUCCUUAGAACGUGUCUCGAGCCAAGAUAGCCUGUGAGCAUGAGAGCAGUAAAAAUAUAGUUUUAGAAUGAGCUUGGCACAAAGCAAAACUGCUGUUCAAAUUUGCGCCACAGGCUCCAAAUGUUUAAUGGCAUCUUCCUGGGAGUCCUAAACCAACAAUUUCUUCUUUAUUUUCACAAAGCCUCUGUACUAUAAUCUGUAAAACAUAAGUCUCAGGAACAAGUGACUGCUGCUGUUUCCGUCACACAGCUAAUAAGUCUGUCAGUUGGAUUAGUUUCUGACACUCUCAUGACCUCAUGCUAUGAUUUGACGGCUGAAUGAGUCAAUCAUAAUGGAGCUGCUCUCAUUCUGUUGGUCUGGCACUGUGUGCUAGUGAUUGCUACUGGGUUGAGACACUCUACAAGUUAAUUUAACAAAUAUCUAAAGGUGUUGUAUUAACAUUCCUGUGGAUAUUAAAACCAUAUUUAGUGUUUGAGGGCAAAAAAUAUUUUUCUACUGUCAUAAACUUGUUAAAGAGCUAUUUUUCUAAUUGUAUGUGAUAUUUUCUCUGCAAAAAGAAAUUGUAGUCAGUGUCACUGUUGCUGGAUAAGGGAAUGCACACAUUGCUAAGUGUGCUAGUGUUGUUGUGUUUUGAUUUCUCCACAAGUGUUACUUGUCACAAUGGGCUCAGACUGAACGUGAAGCAAAUCUCUGCCUUGCUUUCUUUGUGUGUUUUAUGGUCUUUUUAUGGUAUUUUUUUUUCACCACAAACAACUAAUGGUGAGACUGUACAGAUGUUAGCUGCAUUUGUUCAUUUUUUAGCUGUGCACACACCAAAUGUGUGUAAUGUGUAAGUGUUGACUGACCUCAAACUUUCAGUUAAGAAAUUCCAGUUCUCUCUGCAAUUCGUCUGCAGUUUCUCGCCCUUGUAUGUUUGAUAAGUAAAGUUCCCUCAAACAUUUCAAAUUUUAACAUUUACUUUUUGCCCCUUCACAGUGAAAGUCUACGGAAAAUAAAAAAAUAGCUUCUUUAUGUGUAAUUGUUGCUUAUCAACCCUCGCACAUGUGGCAAAAAAGACUGCAUAAUUAGCAAGGAUAUAUUUAUAUGGGCCUCUGUCACAGCACAGGUGUUUCUUGUGAUGUUAACGAUGGCUUUGAUGCCCUGCACAACACCAGCACCUGAAACUGCAGCAGCUUCAUUAGGAUUCAAAUAUAUUUUUUGCUCCUCUGCUUUUCCUUAUGUGACAUGUCAGUAUGACCCCAGCGAAGGAGGACUUAUGACUUUCUUUAGCAAUUUAUAUGACAUCAGCCAAGCAGCACUUCAUUUUUGUGUGUACCUAUAUCUCUAAUGAUGCAGCAAGGUUGUAUAAAACUGUGGUAGCAUCUAGUAAAAGACAAAAUUUUCUUGCCCACUGCUACAUGAAUUUCUUCAUUUUAUUUUAUUUUAGGCAGAUCAUCCCAGAGCUUUUGGGCAAAUUUCACCUUCAUUUGUGUCAAGUAAAAAUAUAUCAGCUCUUUGUAAAGUUCAAUCCUAUUCUGCCAGCUAUUCCACAAUUCCUUGAAAAGCUCAUAGGAAGCGAACGGGUGGAAAUUUUUACUCUGAGGUCAACGGGUAUUCCAAAGUAAACUUUUGUUCACAUCCUCUUGCAUUCAUUCAUCCAAUUUCAGUGCCUAAAAUUUGCUUUGCAUUCAGUCUGAGCACAACUUUAAAAAUGUACAUGUGGGAUUUGUCUGGACAGAUGCUGUUUUGUAAUUUGUUGCUCAUAUGACUCAAAUGACCUUAAAUGCAGCUAUUUUAUCCAAUGGGAAACAAAUGUAAAAAUAUAAAUAAUGGCCCUAUUUAUCACAGUUUCAUUUCCACCUUUAUUUCUAAUGUGCUUUAAUACAGCUUCAUUUCUGCUAUAAAAAUGAUCUAAGUGUUGCCUCUUAAGGGACCAAAGCCAAGUAAAAGGCUGUUUCAAUUGUUUCCCCUUGCUCAGGUCAGUGGUGGUUAUAUUAAACCAAAAUUUUGAAAGAAAAAAAGAUUUGAAAGUAUUUUACCAUUGCUGCUGUUUCAUUCCAAAUGAUGGUCCAGGUUGGGGUGCCAAAAACCCAAAGCUAUCAUAUACAACUGUGCUGAUUGAUAAGGUAUAUUUAUUAAGCCCUGUCAAAUUGUGUUUCAAAAAUACAUAUUUUACUUUUUAGCAUAAUAUGCAGUACUAACAAAAGAUAUUGAAUUUGAAAGCAUUCUGUGUAAGGGAGGAGCCAAGCCCAAAUACAUGAUACAAUUUAGGAAAAAAAAAAAAAAAAAAAGACAUGAAAACAACGUCCCCAAACGAAUUUUGCCUUUAUGUCAUAAUUGUAUCUUUGUUCAUCACUUUCCUGUUAUUGUAUGAGAAUGUCAUUUUGGAGUGGGUCUCUUCAGAUGUUUAUACUGCAGGGUUGUGGAAUUUAACUGAGCUUUAGGCAAUGAAACCUAAAACAAGAGCAUGACAAAUAAACCUGUCAAAUCUACAGAAUCUUGGGAAAGCGUGGCCAAAUGAGACAUGUUGACUGUUCUUGUGUGUGAUGUAAAAGCAACCAAUAAAAGCCCUACUCUUUCAAGCUUUCAUGCAUUGUUUGGUCCUUGUGACUUUCCUUAUUGGCUCUUGAAUGUUAUUUUACUGAGAAGCUGGGGAUAUCCAGUAUGUGCAGACAGGGCACUGGUGGAAGGAGCUGUGCAUGUAGAUAAAUAAGACUAGUGCGUCAUUACAUUUUUGACUUUCCACAAGAACAUUUUGUAACAACAUGUUUCAAAAAAUGUACACAGUUACCUAGAAAAGAUAUAUUUUAUCAACUGCUAAGGUCAGGUUAUUUUUGUUAUCUGUUUCAGCUACAAAUAAAUUGAUGGCACUAUGACUUUUAGAUCAACUUAGAGUUCAAAAGUUCACAAGUGAAGUUCUAUUUGGUGAAAAAUAUUCAUUUUUAACAUUUUUAUUUGUUUGUUUUACAAAUUAAUAAUUUCUUGAUACUAAACAAUUGCCUCAGAAAUUGCAUAAUAAGAUAAUAGUUCUGCAGAUAAAUACUUCUGAACAAAAGAUUUAUUUUACAGAACAAAUAUUACUUUAGGAAUUUUUGAUAAAGUAACAUAAAUGAAUCUUUUCCCAGUGCAGAGUUACUGUAUGUUUACUGGCAUUAAUGAUGACAUGAAUGAGUCUGUUCUUGCUGGUAUUUUAAGGAUUCCUCUGCUGUAUCUGGUAGCAGUGAAGUAGCUGUGUGAGCUAAAUUAUUGAAUGAUCCAAAAUUCUGUUACAUGAACGUCUUGUCAUGUCAAAAUAAUUCAUUAUUUUGUUUCAUUGCUGUCUGGCCAAUGUCAACAGUAAGACAAUUUACCAGGAUUGCCAACUCUCGCCAACUCAGGCUCUAUCUCAUGCCCCAACACAUCUCAGUCGAAAUAAGAGAAAGCCACUUCUUUAUGAAAAUUGGAAUUAUCACCCUGCAGUUGUAUGCCUCUGCCUACCAGUCCAUUUAUAGUUAAUUAGUGUGUGAAUUCUUCAUUUAUGGCCAAAAAUAUAAUUAAUUCAUCUCCAGUGUCCAAGAGUCCAAUUGAAGGUUUAUGCGAAAUUUGAAGGGAUUCCUUUGUGGCAUUCCUGAGAUAUUGCAGUCACGAGGUGGAAAAACUUGUGUUUUAUGAGGUCAUACCUUGACCUUUGACUUCUGAACAAAUUCUAAUCAGCUAAUCUUUGAGUCCAAGUGAACUUUUGUGCUAAAUUUUAAGGGAUUCAUCUAUAGCAUUCCUGAGAUGUAACGUAGGUUAAAGAGACCUACUCUGCACACAGUUCACAGUCUGAACGUAAGGCUUCUUCCCACAUUUCAGCACAAAUAUUGGUCUAUAAACAUCACAGAGAGCACAAAAGAUAUAUUUUACUUCAGUUGAUGGAGGCAGGCAUAGACCUCACCAAAGUCACAAAAUGCUUUUCAUCGAUGUUUAGUUUUGCCUCUUUCACUUUUUUUCUACUAUUUCACAUGUGACAAAUUGAAAUGUCCAUAAAAAUACAACUUAUAACAAUUCAUAUUUUUUUUAUUGUAUUCUAGUUUAAUGAGGCUCACCAAUAAUGUCUCCUUGUGCUACUGAAUGAAAUUUGGACUUAAUGAAAACAGAUGCACUGAUGUUUUGUUUGUUGCUUACACUGUUUGCAGCCUGAAUGUAUGACACACAAUCCUGCCAGCUCUACUGGCUCCAAUCUAAGUCAGGACUCUUAAGAUCAUACUGUAGUGGCACAGUUGGAAAUAUAAAUUCAUUCUUUAUUGUGGGGCAAAAUAUAUAUUUGAACAAAUAUCUCUAUGGAUGGAGAAUGCCAGCACAGUUUGCAUUAAAAACAAGCAAAUUUAGUUUGCAUCUAUUUGCUCACAAUUCUUUGAAUGAGCAUUUACAAACUGAUAGCCAUUCAAGAAGAUAAGUUAGUUGAUGUAGCAUUAACAGAUCAAUGACACAGACAGCAGAACUGAACAGGCUAACUUUCCCUACACAAAAUGUAAUACUAGAUGGGCAGAGAAUGAGACAAAUAAGGCAUGUUUUUUUUUUUUUUUUUU
Molecule: messenger RNA, 9700 nt
Organism: Lates calcarifer (barramundi perch)
Lineage: Eukaryota; Metazoa; Chordata; Actinopteri; Centropomidae
Product: probable ribonuclease ZC3H12C
Exons: 6
Coding region: 284-3082 (932 amino acids)
Cellular component (GO): cytoplasmic ribonucleoprotein granule; nucleus
Molecular function (GO): mRNA binding; metal ion binding; RNA endonuclease activity
Source: RefSeq, a predicted model, not a curated record